CAAUGCCCGCCAGCUUCAACGCUUUGUAGCGUAGCGUACUCGGUACCAUAUCUACAACCAUCUUGGGCGCCCCCAAAUGAGUAGAGCCCACAGGGAACGAGAAGGGAAAACAGGAUACUAAUGAGCCGACAAACUUCGUACCUUGACAAUGGAUGUAGAUGGGUCGAUGCCGCUGGGGUGAGUUUCCUGGUACCUCGACAACCAGCCAGACACGGUGGACUUGUGGCAGCAAACUGCAGUAGAUCAACUGGCAUCAAAGGCAGAGUAUCACCAUCAUCACCAGCAUCACCUGCGUCAACUCUGCCUACAGAACCGCAAACGGUCUCCUCAACCACGGUUCGACAUCGCCAACGAACACCCUCCUCAGCGGUCCAAGUCAUACCCCUCCCUCGCCCUUAUUCUCUUCUCGGUUGGCCUCUGUUGUUGGUCUCGCUUCCCUUUCCGAGGUCUCUUCAGGGACGCUGUCGAACACCUCCUUCAACAUCACAUAUUACACCCUUGCCCUUUCCAUCAGCAGCUCCGUCCAGCCCGUCCACUCCCUCCCCACCACUACCACAGCGACCCCUUGACCUCCUUCCUAGGAUGAAAGUUCCCCCUCCUCACUCUCCAGUCUGCCACACCACUAGCAUUGCCCAACGGUAUGGGGUACCUUCACCUCCGGUUGUCUUCUGUUGCUAGCGAUCCAGACCAAUGACUUUCCUCGCAGCAGAGGAGAUCCCCUCGAUCCACGGCCCCUGAACCCUGCGUAGUACCCGCCCGCUCCGGAUUUACCUAGGUAUAAUAGGUAUAAUACAGCUUGAUAUAUAUGUUCCUUAAGACCAGGCGACUUUAUUAAAGUCAUCAGAUUGGAGCAAUUUACAACCCUGUUUUUGGACUCCACGAGCUUGUUAUGUUAUAUAUUUGCAAGCCGCCGAUCAAGUCGAGUCACUCUCCGACUUUGCCAAUGCAAUUAUUUCUGCUGUAUCUCUGCGCCUCGAAAGUACAUUAUAUAUUGGUGUGGCACUGCAUCAUCAAUUCCAGUCAGAGGGGAUUUCAUAAUCGACGGACCCGACUAUCGCCAUCAGCCAUCCUGUUGGCCCCCAAAGACUUCUUCCUCCCGCUGUACAUUUCUGCUCAAUCACGGCUGUUCAUACAGUACAGUACCGGAUUGGUCGCUGUAAGGUUUGAGAAACCGCCAUUUCGGAGGCCUACGGGAUCUCAACUACUGCAGUCGCUAACGGGAUUCUUAAAACCAACGAGUACCCUGUCACUUCGCAGUCUUUUUGGCACACGCAGGUUUUUCCCUAGAGAGCUACCUGCAUCGUUAUAAUCUCAAAAUUUUCCGAAGCUGCAAUCGGACAUCCAGAUAGUCCGGGGCCUAAAUCGCUCUCCAUGAGUCCUUCGCUCAGCUCAUCAAAGAUGUUUCACACUUGUUAGUACAUGACAAUCUACACUUUCUGUCUGUAUGGUAGAUAGACUAACCUUCUUAUCUGAUUUAGUUCAAGGUUUGGCUCCGCCUCGGGUCACGACAGAGCAAGCGCAAGAGACACAAAAACCAGUUAUCAACGGCGUCUCGAAAAGAAUCACUACUCCUCAUGCUUGUGCAGAGUGUAAGAGACGAAAGAUUAGAUGUGAUGGACGGCAGCCCUGUGGCCAAUGUCUUGGUUGCCGGUCGCCCAAACCUUGCUACUAUGAUAAGCAUAGACAGCGAGUGAUUCCUUCACGCAAGUAAGUUCAAUACAGCGGAAUAAAAUGAUCGCGGAACGACUAGCCUCAAUAAGCUACUGACUGGCACAGGACUCUCGAUGCGCUUUCUCAGUCACUCGAGGAAUGCCGAACUGUGCUCAAGAGACUAUAUCCAAGUCAUGAUGCCCAGGCACUACUCCCUUUGUCGCGGCAAGAGCUCUUUAGUCUUCUGGACCAGGACCGUUGUGAAGCUCGGAAUGGAAGUAUGGUAUCUACCACAUCACCAACUGGCUCCCACACAACGACCUCUCCUCUCACAGACUUCUCUCAAGAUCUUCACUCUCCCAUGACCUCAGCAGCGGAUGAUGACCGCGCUCUUGCAAAUUUGGAGCAGAUUCCAAGUCAAGAUACGGAAUGGGAUGAAGAGCAACGAAACCGAGACCCUAUUCCCGCCGAAGCUGAUGAUGUGAAUGCGUUAUCUCUAUCUGUGGACAAGCAAACAUCAUACUUGGGUGCCAGCUCAAUCAAGGCAGCCUUUCUGGUUAUGCUCAAAGUUGCUCCGAAGCUGGGAGCUUUCCUGGCACAUAACGGCGGCAACAAGCAAAACAAUGCAACAAGUAACUAUCCAACCCCUCGACCUGGAGCACCCACCAAGAGCCAACUGGCUAUUACUUGGUCGUCCGAAGGCCAAACAUUGAUUGAUGCUUACUUCAAUCGCGUUCAAAUCUUUGUGCCGAUGCUCGAUGAGCCCUCGUUUCGGGCAGACUACUUGAAUGGAAGGAGACAGCAUGCGCCAUGGCUAGCUCUUUUAAAUAUGGUAUUUGCAAUGGGUAGCAUUGUGGCCACCAAGUCGGACGACCAUAGUCAUAUCAGCUAUUACACAAGAUCAAAGGAACAUCUAGGCCUCGACAGUUUUGGCAGUGGGCAUUUGGAGACCCUACAAGCGUUCAUAUUGAUGGGAGGGUACUACUUACACUAUAUCAACAGGCCCAAUAUGGCAAAUGCUAUUACCGGAGCUGCUCUGAGGAUGGCAUGUACUAUGGGUCUUCACCGAGAAAGCUCGCCAGAUGCAUCGAAUGGAAGCAAUCUCCUCCGGGAGCAAAGGAGGAGAACAUGGUGGAGCCUAUUUUGCCUGGAUACAUGGGCUAAUACUACGCUUGGAAGGCCAUCCAUGGGGCGCUGGGGACCUGGGAUCACUAUUCGCUCUCCAGAGGAGAGCAAUGAUUUGGUACGUGAUUUUCUUGACUAUAGUUAUAUGCAUUGACUGAGCUCACAUUCACUACAGAAGGUUAUGGGGCAGAAUGCUGGAAUCAUUCCAAUGAUAGAAAGUAUUAAGUUCUGCAAGCUUUCGACCCACAUCCAAGAUAUUUUGGCUCAGUCGCCUCUUCUUCACCACAGCCAGUUAAGCGAACUCGACCACGAACUCACAACAUGGUAUGACAAUCUACCUUGGAUCCUGAGAUCGACGGAGCCAUGUCCAGAGUCAAUCUACACUGCGCGAUGCAUCAUGAAAUGGCGUUACCAAAACCUUCGCAUUGUGCUACACCGACCUGUACUCCUGAAUCUCGCUAAUUCUAGUAACGAUGUUACAGCCACACCUAACGAAAUUGCAACAAUAAACAAAUGUCGCAUCCUUGCAAAACAAACAAUCGAAGACAUCGCACGCGAAUGGGCACGAAACCAAAUGUUAGGUUGGGGUGCUGUCUGGUUCAUGUAUCAAGCUUCAAUGAUUCCUUUGGUAAUGAUGUUUUGGGAGUCAUGGAAUACGGAUCUAGUCCGGGCUUGCCAGGGACAAAUUGAAAUUGUCCUGGAAGCCUUGGAUGAAAUGUCGGAUUGGUCCUUGGCCGCGAGAAGAAGCAGAGAGGUUCUAGUUAAGAUGUACGAGGCAAGCAAGAGUCCUCUUACACGACAAAAUAGCCCACGCAUGGGUCCGACUAUGGUUAAAAGCGAAGGUGGGGCCAAUAAUCAGGUUCUGACACCACCCUCGCCGAUGAACAUGAGUGGUAUCCAUGGUGUGGAUGGCAUCACACAUAUUAUGAACGGAAUGAAUGGCAUGAAUGGACACCUGAUGGAGGGAUCAGGAAUACAGCACGUUGAAAUGACCACUGAAGAUGGCAUGGUCAUGAUAGACCACCCAGGAAUUUGGGAUCUAGACGGGAUGCUUUGGGGCAGUCUGCCUGACGGACUCCAUCUGCCUUUCGAUGGCAUGCCCAUGGAAUUUGAGGGUGGUGAGAUACCGCAUUACGACGGAAAUUACAUGUUGAUGCACCAGUAACAUGAACGACAUUAUACGUGACGACACAACCUUCACUUCGUUGUCUCGAAAAUCUCUUUCCUUGGUGUCUUUGUGGUAUGGAUUUUGCGGAGCGAUCAUGGGGCGGAAAGGUGGCAAGAGUUAGUUGUUGAUACCCGGGAGGCAAUACAUGGCCCUUCUUUUCUGCCGGCGUUAUAUUGGAGGGGCACCAUUCGUUUAUUCUAUUUCUCUACCUGUCUCUUCUGUAUAUACCAGCUUUAUACCCCCGUUACAUAUGGA
Molecule: messenger RNA, 4198 nt
Organism: Hymenoscyphus albidus
Lineage: Eukaryota; Fungi; Ascomycota; Leotiomycetes; Helotiales; Helotiaceae
Source: the annotation of a GenBank genome assembly